Molecule: messenger RNA, 576 nt
Organism: Paramuricea clavata
Lineage: Eukaryota; Metazoa; Cnidaria; Anthozoa; Malacalcyonacea; Plexauridae
Source: the annotation of a GenBank genome assembly
AUGUAUUCUCACACGUUAAGUGAAGAUGGUAAGUCUGUAUUCUAUAAAAGAAAGGUGUUGCUUGGAAAGAGGGAACUUGUGAUUGAUAGUGGCAAGUUUGGAGUUUGCAAGAAGGAGUUGUCUAAGGCUUGCAAGUACUCACUUAGAAUGUCCGUGAAGCAGUAUGUCGAGAAGGCUUCCGUAAACAUUGUAGCGGAACAUGUGAGGAAAGUAAAACAGUGGUUUAGGGAUGAGAAAGUGAGUAUGGGACCUGGACUUAGAUUCCUGGUUGUUAGGAUCUGUAGUAUGUUGGGUAUAAAACCAAAAGAGAACUUGAGAGAUGUCUAUCCUUCUCCCAGAUGUGAAGCACAUGAGUUUAUGUUUUAUGGAAUCUUAGUGCCUCACUUUGGGUGGUAUGUAAAUGACUGCAUUUACUACAGGAGAUGGGUGAAGGUUGUGAGAGAGUUAAGUAAAGAUUGUGGGGAAGGUUCUGAGAUUAGACCUAGAUUUAUAUUUUGGGAAGACUGGUAUGAGAGGUACUGGUUAGGUUUCAAAGAAACAGAUAAGAAGGGAUUUAUAAAAUGUGGAAAACCAUAG